UUUUCCACUCGGUGAAGAAGAAGAAAGCGAACCACGUGUGUCCGCCUGGUGGAGGUGAAUGUUGUGAGUGUGUGAGAUCAGAAAUCAGCGGCAGGUUCUCGGUUCUCCGGUAGAAAUGACUAAAGUGAAGAAGGAGAAGAUUACCGAGGAAGGAGCGGAACCGGCGGCGGAGUCCGGCGGAACCGAGCGGAGCUAUGCGGAGCUGAUCGCUCACCUCAACCCCAUCGCUCAGCCGCUGGCCUCCAGGAAGCUCAGCAAGAAGCUCUACAAGUGCGUUAAAAAAGCCGCUAAGGUGAAGAACAUCCGGAGGGGAGUGAAGGAGGUGCAGAAGUUCAUCAACAAGGGGGAGAAAGGCAUCGUGGUGAUGGCCGGCGACACGCUGCCCAUCGACGUCUACUGCCACCUGCCCAUCAUGUGCGAGGACCGGAACCUGCCCUACGCCUACAUCCCGUCCAAAGUGGAUCUGGGCUCGUCUGCCGGCUCCAAGCGGCCGACCUGCGUGAUUCUGAUCAAACCUCAUGAGGACUACCAGGACGCCUACGACGAAUGUUUGGACGAGGUGUCCUGCCUGCCCAAACCGCUGUGAGACGCAGCCAAUCAGGAGGCAGCGCUGGCCUCGUUCUCCCAGAAUCCUCCUGUUCCUCUGCGGCCGCGGACCCGGCUAAACGGGUCAGGCAUGUUUAGCUGCUGUUAGCCCCUGUUUCCAGUGUUUGUGCUAAGCUAAGCUAACAUGCUGCCCCCUGCUGGACACAGGAAGUGACAUCACUGCUUAGUUUAUAGACCCGGUUAUUGAUCCACGAGCAGCUGAAGCUCUGCUGGACUUUCUGUUUGUGUUUAUUUUUUUUUUCAGAUGUUUGACAACAUUUAAAGUCUUUUUGUAUUUUAUUAAAAA
Messenger RNA from Fundulus heteroclitus (mummichog), 892 nucleotides. It is a transcript of the gene nhp2, whose product is annotated as NHP2 ribonucleoprotein homolog (yeast). The coding region runs from base 116 to 586 and encodes 156 amino acids. The record is from RefSeq and is a predicted model, not a curated record. NCBI's taxonomy places the organism in Eukaryota, Metazoa, Chordata, Actinopteri, Cyprinodontiformes, Fundulidae. The transcript is spliced from 4 exons. Gene Ontology annotation, cellular component: box H/ACA snoRNP complex; nucleolus. Gene Ontology annotation, molecular function: box H/ACA snoRNA binding. Gene Ontology annotation, biological process: snRNA pseudouridine synthesis; rRNA pseudouridine synthesis.